UUUGACCCCUUUGACAUACAGCAGCUGGACCUUUAGCUAGUGUUGUGGAUAGGCGUAGCUUUGGGUCACGUGGUGUCGGUAAUAGUGAUUGCUAUAUCAUCUGUUCACGUCCUGAGGGAAUUUUUGUGAACGAGUGGGUGAUGGGGGAAGUCGACUUUUGCUCAAGCUUAGACUGUUUUUGAUCACUGUUUUUCUACGGAUUUUAAGGAUUUGAUAACAAAUAAAGGAGUUUUAACCUGGAAAUUUGACUUACGUUUUAAACAGCGGGCGCGUCAACAUUAUUCCCCUAUUCAGCUGCUCGGCGACUCAAAGGCUUGACAGUCGCCAAUAUUUGUCAGCAAAAAGUGCGACGGCAAUGGAGCCUCCCGCAAUCAGCGCUGAAUAAACGCCGACGCGAGCCCACACACCGCCGCCACUACACCCAUAAAAGCGGCUAGUCUGACAGAUAAGGAGAAGACGACGGUGAACACAACAGCCAUGGAGGACGUUGGUGUUGAAAAUAUGAAGGGUUUGGCGGAUGCUUUCGCCAGAUCUAAAAGCAUUGAGGAUUUCCUCCUGGACCCCAACAUUUUCAUUCCAUUGCAGGCAACGACAGUUGAGGAUCCCACGAGACUUGUUCGGAGUAAAUUUGAUUACGACGGAGUGGUGGUUGAACUAAAAAACUUGAAAGGCCUGCAUAUACCCUUUUCUAGGUUGAACAUGGCACCCUUCAAAAUGCACCAGCUGAAAAACUCCUGGCACACCAUAAAGAAACACUUUGACCUUAGUAAGGUGUCUAUGGAGGGCUUAAAAGUGCUGCCAAAGAUUCCACGAGCCAUGGAGGAUGUUGCUAGGGAGAACAUGGAUGGUUUGGCCACAGCAUUUUCAAGUGCCUCCAGUGUUCCAUAUUUCCUGACUGACCCAGAGAUCCUCAUUCCUCUGCAGGCUAGUACUGUUGACAAUGCUGGUGAGCAACUAGAUGCUGACUUCGAUUUUGAUGGCAUCGUAAUCGAACCGAGAUGGCUGGAAAGGUUGAAGCUGUUGUUCUCAAAGUUCAACCUUUCUCUCUACCGAAUCCAACAGCUGCGGAAUUCUUGGCAUUUGAUCAAGAAACAUUUUGAUCUAACCAAGUUUUCCAAGGAAGGCUUGAAAGUCCUACACAAGGUUUGAGGCAUCGACCUUGUUGAGCUGGAUGAAGGAUUUAAAUUGCAUGUUGUUGCAAUUCCCCGAUCCCUUGUUAGGGUUGACAAAGCCUGUCAGUCCCCACAGAAACCAUUGAUCUCAUCAAUGGUAUGAUGAUCAACUUUGUGGAGAAUCUUAAAUUGUUCUGCUCGCUCUUCAGAAACUUGAAUGUAUGCCUGGUAGAAUGCCCUGCAUGGAUUACAGCUUAGUUUGUAACUGUGUGCUUGGUGUGGCUGAAAAAAUUGCUCAUCAACUUUACUGUUGCGGUGAGGACCUGCAGAUGGCGAGGCAUUGUAACACUUUACAAUUAAUGUGUUCUUGAGGAGGAAAAGUGGCUUCACUGGUGCUUUGCUAACACUGUCAAUAAAGUCUUGAUGUGUAAGGUGAUAUGGUGUGUUAGGGAGAGAUUGUGUCACUGCAGUCCGGGAGUUCACAUCAUACUGCUGCUCUGCCCUGUGAUGUCUGAAGUUUAUCUGGCUUAGACGUUUAGGUUCAAGGUUCUUUGCUGUCCCUGCAUUCCACCUGCGCUGCUCAUCUGUACACACAAGCCCUGUCUUUCCACUGAUCGCAGCAUUCUGCACCUGUAACAAACAUUAAUAGUUUUUUCUCACUGUCAAUACUCAAGAUUUCAAAUAAUGAGGAAGUUUACACUAACAAAAGCAGUACACGGUCGGUGUCCUGCAUGUUAUAGAUAUGACCCUGGGUCAAUACACCUGAAUCAUAUCCAAAACGGAUAUAAACACUGGCAAAGCCACCCUUAUUAUCCAUUUCAUAUUAAUAGUCAGUUACUUUUUGAUGCAGAAAUAUACAUCCACAGUCUAAUUUUUUUCAAAGUAGUGUGUGUGUACAAAUAUACAUACAUAUAUAAACAAACACAGGAGGUCGAGAAAGUGGCCUACACAUCGGAAGGUUGGUGAUUCACUCUGCUCCAGUCGCCAGGUAUCCUUCAUACCAAGACACUAACUCCAAGGUGCUCUCCGAUGCAUCCAUCGGAGUUUGAUUGUGUGUGAGCAUUAAAAAGCACUUGCAUAUGUAAAUCUUAGAAAAAAAGCGCUUGGGUGAAUGAGGCAAGUUGUAUAAAAGCACUUUGAGUGCUCAGAGUAGAAAAGCACCAGUUUAUCCUUUAACUUAACUAUAAUGAAGCUUCUUCGUUUAAAAUAAAAGGAAUCAGGUUAUCACAAAACAACUUUGAAGGUUCCACAGAGCUUCACAAACAAGUGUAAACACCAUAAACAAAGUGUCCAUCGUACUAAA
Molecule: messenger RNA, 2415 nt
Organism: Haplochromis burtoni (Burton's mouthbrooder)
Lineage: Eukaryota; Metazoa; Chordata; Actinopteri; Cichliformes; Cichlidae
Exons: 3
Coding region: 478-1149 (223 amino acids)
Source: RefSeq, a predicted model, not a curated record